AUGGAAGGCAAGGAGCAAGAACAUAACAAGGACGAUUCCAACGACGGUCUAAGUAACAUAGACACGAUCCCCUAUGAUCUAACGUUGGAGAUUCUAACUAGAUUGCCCGUAGAAUCUCUAAUAAGGUUCCAAUAUGUUUCCAAGACAUGGUCUUCCAUAAUCCGAAGCAGAAAGUUCAUCAAGUCCGUCGUCUCCAUGUCCUCGAGCACGCCAUCACCACGACUCCUAAUCUCUUUCAGAAACGGUAAACUAACCAACAAGAACGCUGAAAAGCGUUUGUUCUUCUUCACGGCCUCUUCACAAGAGGAGGACUCAUCUUCUUCUUUGGUAGCAAAUUUGGACAUGACACUGUCUUCCAUGGACGCUUAUUACUACAUACGUUGCGCUUCCGUCAAUGGCUUUAUCUCCCUUUCACAUAACGGCCAGUUCAAGAUAUGUAACCCUAGCACAACACAGGUCAUAACCUUACCCGAAAUCCCGGGUGGUGCUGAUUGGAAUUGGAAUUACUCAACUUGUAAAUACUUAGGGUACGAUCCGGUUGAUGAUCAAUAUAAAGCAAUGUGUAAGAAGGUUUCAGAUUCUAAAGAAGAUCAAGAACACAUGGUUUUAACACUCGGAGGUGAUAAAAAGCCUUCAUGGAGACGCAUGGAAGGCACAACACGAGAUUAUUGCCCUUUAACGAAAGGAAUAUGCAUCAAUGGGUUUGUGUACUAUGGCGCUUGGACUCCAAUACGGUUUAUGGAAAGAGUGGUAGUGUGUUUUGAUGUUAGAUCAGAGAAGCUAAGUUUUAUCGAACUACCUUCGAGGAACGGCAUAAAUUGGGAAGGUACUUCGGCUUUGAUAGACUACAAAGGAAAGUUAGCUAACGUAAAUGUCCACUUGUCGCGGGAUGGUGUAUAUUAUGAGUUUGAUAUAUGGGUAUUAGAAAAUGCCAAUGGACAUCAAUGGUCGAUUAAGUCGUGUUCGUUUCUGAGGUCUUGGUGGGAUUAUCUUGGAGACAUUCCAAUGUCUAUUCAAGGAGCCAACAAGAACGGCGAAAUUCUUAUUACCCCGAAGUUCUUGCCACGUGGCGGUGGAUCUUUUUACCUUCUCUACUUUCAUACAAAAUCUAAAAGUGUUAGAAAGGUGCAAGUUGAAGGAGUCGCAGAUGGUGAAGAAUUUAGGCGUCGUUAUGGAAUUGGGAAGAAUGAUAUUGACAAUGAUUUCUUGAUGAUCCUUCAAAUCCUGAAAGAGAUGUCACCCAUGACAGUGGCUGCUCUAUUGAUGAACCCUGUUUUGGCUCCUUCAGAUGUUGCAGAUGUUGCAUCGAGCAAUAAACCCUACAUUCCAAGUCAACAUGUUUGGGUCGAAAGUCGAAACUAG
This is a messenger RNA of Microthlaspi erraticum, 1362 nucleotides long. The record is from the annotation of a GenBank genome assembly. NCBI's taxonomy places the organism in Eukaryota, Viridiplantae, Streptophyta, Magnoliopsida, Brassicales, Brassicaceae.